GCCCCGGGCGCGGAGCGGUGCGGACCGAGCUGCGCGGGCGGGCGCGGAGCGGGGCGGAGGCGGAGCGCUGCGAUGUGCAGGAUGUCGUUCAAGAAAGAAACACCACUUGCCAAUGCUGCAUUUUGGGCUGCAAGGAAAGGAAACCUGGCUCUCCUCCAGCUGCUUCUGAACAGUGGGCGAGUAGAUGUGGACUGCAAAGACAGCCUUGGCACAACAGCUCUGAUGGUAGCAUCUUACUAUGGCCACAUAGAUUGUGUACGGGAAUUGGUGUUGCAAGGAGCAGAUAUCAAUCUGCAGAGAGAGUCAGGUGCAACUUCUCUGUUCUUUGCUGCACAGCAAGGCCACAAUGAUGUAGUGAAGUUUCUCUUUUCAUUUGGAGCCUCCACUGAAUUUAAGAAUAAAGACGGAGGCACAGCUCUCCUGGCUGCCUGUCAGUACGGGCACGCAAAAGUAGUGGAAACUCUGCUGAAGCACGGCGCCAACAUUCACGACCAGCUCUAUGAUGGGGCUUCUGCAAUUUUCCUGGCAGCACAAGGAGGCUAUCUGGAUGUCAUCCGAUUGCUGCUUUCUUCAGGAGCAAAGGUUAACCAGCCACGACAGGACGGGACAGCUCCCUUGUGGAUUGCCUCGCAGAUGGGUCACAGUGAAGUGGUGCGAGUGAUGCUGCUCCGGGGAGCAGAGCGAGACGCUGCGCGGGAUGAUGGUACAACGGCUUUACUGAAGGCUGCCAUUAAAGGGUACAACAAUGUGAUAGAAGAGUUGCUGAAAUUCUCUCCCACACUUGGCCUGCUGAAGAAUGGGACCUCUGCUCUCCAUGCAGCCGUCCUGAGUGGCAACGUGAGGACAGUGGCGCUGCUCCUGGAGGCAGGAGCGGAUCCCUGCCUGAGGAACAAGGCAAAUGAACUGCCAGCAGAACUAACAAAAAACGAACGCAUCCUCCGACUCCUCCGUGCAAAGGAAAAGCAAAGGAAAAGCUAAUGCAGCCCUGUAGCAGAUGCAGUUUGACAGAGAUGUGCCCUGACCACAAGUAGCAUGACAGUAAUCCUAGGUUGGAACAGUUUGCAGAACUGAUUAGCCUGUCCAGUACACGCUCCCUGAACGCACCACGCCCUUGCCACAGGGUCACCACAGGCUGGGGCCUUGGCCCGGCAUUGCUGACCACGGCACCAUGACGAGAGCAGGGAGUGGCCCAGGAGCUGCGUUUGCACAGCAGCCCUGCCUGUCCCCCAGGAUCCCAGCGAUCCCAGCAGCAACGUUUGCUCCCCACACAUCCCCGCACAGGCAAGCACUCCUGCUGCUUCAGACAUGCAGCCCCACGCUGUCAUGGCCACACACCUGCAACAGUGUGGGUCGGGAGCACUGCGCCCUUGUGCCAAAAGGAUACCCAGACCUUGCAGCUGUUUGCAUUCAGCUGGUCAUGGAAUGGCCCCAUGACGCCCCUGCCCUCCCUUUGCUGACAGUGACCAUUCCUCUCUACCUCCAAGUGCCACGUGAGACUAGAGGUGAGAUCCCACCUGAGCCAUCACAACAGCAAAAGUUCUCCUGCCAGCCCAGGGCUGAGGUAACAUUUUUGCUACCACCUGAAGCUCCGUAAAAAUGAUCCAAACAAAAAGCAAGGGGAUGUUCUUUCAGUUGCAGCAUCUUGAUCUGCCAAUCUGUCCAGCAACAGAAACACAGUGGAGCAGUUGAUUUUGCAAUGCCCAUGCAGUGUAUGAGGAUCCUUAGUUAGAUCUUAUGUGUUGGGACCUCAUGUGCAUUUUUGUUGGUAGAGGAGGACUGGUUGCUGAGCAAACCAGACAGGGUUUCCACAGGUGCAAGUACAUCAGAAAUUCAGCUAUCAGGCACAACAAACAGCACAGAUGCUACACAAAUGGUAUUUGUAUGUUCUGUGACACUACAGUUUAGUACCCACAGCUACUAUGCAAAGGACUCGUUCCCCAGGUGUGUGGCAGGAGCUAAUGGAGAAGUGCACAGAGUACAGGUGUUUCAACAGUUGGUGAGAGAAUUACACAUAGCCAUACCUAAACAGGCCCACUAAUUAAUGCAGACAUGGAAAAUGAAGUCUGAACAGCAGUUUUGGCCUCUGUUGUGGUUGAGACACUUAGACAUGCUACUAGUGCCUGUAUGGGGAAGGCAGUGCAAAUUGCAGGUGGUUUGUGAAGAGCUGUGUUUUAACCAUGUUGCUCUAAGACACCCCAUUAAAACCCAGUCAUUUCUGCAGUAUAAACAGUAUAUACCAUGUCCUGUUAGCCACAAAAACAUUAGAGAUUAAUUUACAGUGAGCUGAGAUAAAAAGUUAGUUCAGUAUAUAAAUCCAGGCAUUUCACCUGCUUUCAAACCUUGGCAAAUUACUGAAAAAUUGCUUUAAAAGUUGAAGACAAGGAAGAUUGUAAGGACACAAAAUAAAUCUUGCUUAAGAAGUGUCUGCCUAGGAUUCAGCUGAACUGCUGCACUUUUGCUUUGGUGAGUUAAAAGGAAAUCUUUAGGUGAGCUAGCACAAAUGAAUGUAGUUUACGUAUUGCAAAUUAGCCAUAUGUAUUAUCAAAUGAUAAAAGUUAUUCUUUUUGUGAGUAAGUUAGGUAAGAAGUCAGUGUUCUGGUUAAGAGAACAGAACUGGGUGUACCUUUUCUUGCAUGCUGGAAUUGCUAUUCAAUUUCUAUUCCACAUUAAACAGGAAAACUUUACAUUUUCCAACCACGUAACAAGAAAAAAUUAUUUGUUUAGGUAAUUUAUGCUGCUGUAUUUUUGAAUUAAAAUAAUGUUGUGCCUAACACAAACUUGCAGAUGAACUGGUACAAAACCAAAGAAUUAUGCAAGAUACUUAGAGGAUGACUGUAUCCAGGGUUAAGAUCUGCAAAAGACUAAAAAAUACUGAGCAUGCAGAAAUCUCAAGAGCCUUACUGGGAUCUUAAAUUGCACGGCAUUACAAGGGACUGCACCCUAACUUCUUUGACAAACAACACUAGAGAAGACAGGUUUAUUUGGAGCCUCCAGUGGGCUGAAGAUCAACAUACUAUUUUGGAGAACAGCAGAGGGACUCUGGGCAGCCUGGCCUCAGCAUUUAACUUUCACCCUACAUUUUCUACAUAUCAACAACUGACAACAACCACACUCUCAAGGUGAAAAGCCCUUCCAUAUUUGUAAAGGAGGUGAAUAAUCAUUAGAAGGUCUUCAGUAGCUAUGCAAUAAGUACUCUUAAUAUCAGACAGGCUGUAGUAAUCACACAGUCCUCCUAAAAAUUGCGAAAGCAUCCACUGUUGGUGAGGGUCUCCUAUUUUUUCCUGGUAGCAGAGUGUAGGAGAGAGGACAAGGCAAUCCAACAAUGAUUCUGCAACAGCUGAAGUAAGAAGCUGAGACAACAAAUGCAGGUGUCUGUAUCUACAGGUGGCCCUUCCUUUCUCCCAGGUGUAUUUCUUGGGAGUUGUCUCAUCCCAGAGGGAGCAGUUACUCAGCAAAGAGCUUCUUCAACUAUGCCUGUCCAUGGGAAGAUGUCUUCUCCCCACUACUUAGACUAGGACUUUCAAGUCCUUUGUCCAGCUGUCUCUAUGAAUGGUCACUGCAGCUGGGGAUCUUGUGAAACAUGUGAAGAACACCUGGGUCCCUGUGUCCCAUACAGAGCAUCUGCUGACCUUCUGAGAGGAUGCAGUUACCAGGUCAGGGCUUUUUUUUUUUUUGAGUGAUCAUAUGCUAUAAUGGGCUUUUCUUAUUUCUAAACAGCCUUUGAAAUGUGGGGCUAGCACAGGUUAAAGGAAGAGAUUUGUUUUUCUCUUCUUGCUCUUGUUAGUGCUGGCUGAUACAACACACAGGCUGUCUGGGGGCUCCGUGGUGGAGAACUGGCAGUGAAGUCUUUCUCUGCCCCAUUCAGGCUGAAGUUGAAUCUAGCUUCAGCAAAGACACUAUUCAACCAAAAUGAGACUUCUGGCAUGGAAGCCUUCCUGUUGGGAGCAUUUGUUUCAUCUUGGAGCCUUUGGAAGAGGGAUGGUUUCAGUUUUGGGCUCCCUGUAACCCAAAGGUGCUUUAUCUGCCUGUAUAUGGACUCAAACAUUGCAAUACUGUUUAUCACCAUGCAAUUAAUGUUUUCACAAAGAAACCUUAAUAAUUCUUAGCAUUUAUGUAGCUGUUGUUAUCUUUAAAGUGUUCAGUAAAUACUGUUGUGGUUUUUUUGUUGUAUUAAAACGGAAGCCCAUUUUC
This is a messenger RNA of Corvus hawaiiensis (hawaiian crow), 4191 nucleotides long. RefSeq names its product ankyrin repeat domain 29 (gene ANKRD29). Bases 73 to 978 code for a protein of 301 amino acids. NCBI's taxonomy places the organism in Eukaryota, Metazoa, Chordata, Aves, Passeriformes, Corvidae. Gene Ontology annotation, molecular function: protein binding. The transcript is spliced from 10 exons. The record is from RefSeq and is a predicted model, not a curated record.